This is a messenger RNA of Macrosiphum euphorbiae (potato aphid), 390 nucleotides long. NCBI's taxonomy places the organism in Eukaryota, Metazoa, Arthropoda, Insecta, Hemiptera, Aphididae. The record is from the annotation of a GenBank genome assembly.
AUGGCUGGCCUACUAAAAUACAAAUUUACCAAGAUCAAAAAGACUGAUGGUAGUGAGAAUGUUGCACAAAUUAUUCAAAGUCCAUGUACAGAAAAUACGGUCUCUUCUGUCAAAAAAUAUGUCGCUGAAAUACCAAUAAUACCAGACUCUAAAUCAGAGUUUCCUGAAUGCUGGGAUUUUAAGCAGGUUGUUCGAGCACCAUCGACAUUUGAAAUUGUACGUUACUACGCGCCACUUUGGCCCGUGAAGUUGCCAGCACUGCUUACAGCUGACGAGACUAGUCGGUUGCCCGUUAGGCCGUUGAUGUUCGGCCGGCGAGACUCCGUCGCCAUCACUUCUUCUGUUUUUCGUUCCGAAUUGGUUUGUUCGAGUAGUUCAUCCCGACUUUAG